AUGAGCAAUUUAAGAUUUAAAAUAUUUACGUUAAUUAUUUUAUUUAUUUAUAUUUUUGAUUAUGUUCUUAUAAUCAGAGGAGCUGAAGCACCUGAUGGCAAUGAAGAAAAUAAUGAGUCAUCAAAUAGUGAAGAAAUACUUCAUAAAAUUAGUCUCGACCAUCCUAUUGUUACUUUCAUGGAUGCAUUGGCUACUAAUAUUCACGAAAGAAAUUUACUUGCAGAGCUAAUUCUGAACGAGUUAAUAAUUUACAUUGUAAUGAUCCAAAAAUUAGCUGCCCUAUUUAAUUCAAGAGAAACCUUACAAAAUUUUUUAGUUGUAAAACAUGCUUUAAUUAGUUUUUCUGUUAACUCCUCUUUUGAUAAAAAAAAUGAUAUGGUGUUGCAAUCUAAAAUUGAAAAAAUGGUGCAAUUUUCAAGAAGCAAAAACACUGAUUUGCGCGACAAAUGUAAAGAAUUAGUUGAUCAAAAUUCCGUUAGAUUAUUUGAUUUAAUGGCGGAGAAUAAAAAUUCAAUAGUAGAUGAAAUUAACUUUUUUUUGCUUAAACUUUUAGUUUUAGCAGAUAGAGGAGUAAAUAGGUUUUUAGAUGGUCUUAUAGUUUCAGCGAUUUAUUUGUUGGAAGAAUCCAAAUCUUCAUUAUUGACAUCUUCUGAAUUGUAUUCAAAUUCAUCAAGGAAAGAAAUAUCAAAAAGAUUUAUUGCAAGCAAAGAUUCUAUUGCCAAAAUUACAUUAAAAGAUAUUUUUAUGGACCGAGUUGAAGCAGAUCUUAGAGAAGUUACUUCGACUAAAUUAGAUUCAGAGGACACUCAAUCUAAAAAAAAAACGAGUAAAAUAGUUUUAUCAGAUGAAGAUAUGUAUAGACUGGCAGCAUUAGUUUCUGGAGCUUUUACUGCUUUUAAAAUAUGUUUAUAUAUAAUUUUCUUGUUCAAUGGUAAACUUUUGAAAUCAAAUUAUGCUUUCAUUAGUGAAAAUGAAACUACCGCAAAGCAAGAAUUACUAAAAAUAGGUAACUCUAAUUUAUCAGAGGAAAAACGCUUAGAGAUUAAUUCUGAAGUAAGGGACUUAUUGCAAUUGGAUGAACUUCAGUCAAGUAAUUUUGUUUCUGAAACUUUUGAAUAUAUCUUAGAAAAGGAGUUCAUCAUUUCAGCUUUAAAAGAUAUUUACAAGUAUUUACUUAAUCUUUUAGUAUCCUUAAAAAGAUUUCAGAAGUCUAUUGCAAAAUAUAAGGCCUUCGAUUAUUUGUUUGAAACUACGAUACUAGUGUGUCAGGAUUUAACCAAAAAAUGUUUAGAAGAAAUCAAAAAAAUUGAAACUUUUUCAGAAAGGAAAGUAGAAAGUUUACAAAUAAGUGGGUUAAGAGUUACUAUGAAGAGAAAGACUGAUGAGCUUUUGAAAAGAAAAGAGGAAGAAAUGAAAUUGUUUAGGAAGGAAGAAAGGGAAAAAAAGUUUAAGGAAAGGAAAGAAAAAGAGGAAAGGGAAAAAGCAGAAAAAGAAUCGAUUAAAGAAAUAAAAAAGUUGAGAGAACAGAAAAAGGGUCAAAAGGGCAAAUCUAAGACCAGAAGAGUAUUUCCUACUUUAGAAGGUGAAACUGAAGAAACUAAAUCCACUAGUUCUAAAGAGAACAGUAAAGAUUCAAUACCUUCAGAAAGUAAAUCUAGUGUUAGUGAAAGUUCUAAAACAAGAAUUAACAGAAAAGAAUUAAAAUUACAAAAGCUUCAACAGGAAGAAGAGAAAUCUCUAAAAAAAGAAAAAAUAAAGGAAACAAUUAAAGAACAAAAACUAGUAGCUGCAUCAACAAAGAAGAGGAAGCAAGAAGAAAGAAGAGAAAAGAAUGAAAGUAGAAGAGAAAAGGAAGAGAAAGAAAGAGAGGAGAGGAGACGAUCGGAAAAAGAAAGACAAGAUGAAAUUCAACAUAAACAAUUUAUGCAUUCAUUAACAACUCAAGUAGAAUCAAUAGAAGAAUUGUUUAAGGAAGCUCAAAAAGGAGAAAGUUUUUCCGCUUUAGUUGCGUUCGUCUUUGACGUAAUAAAUGAUGAUAUUGAAACUGAAGAAAAGAGUGAAGAAGAUCUUUCAAAACAGUUUGCUUCAAUGUCAGUUUCAGAAGUUACUAGUACACAAGAAACAAUUCCAAGGCCAAGUUUAGGGGCAAGGAGCAAAAGAAGAGCAGAUGAAGUUCCAGGAGAUGGGCCAGUAGGUUCAACAGCCGAGUUCUUCAAAUCAAAAGUAUCAGUUCCAACAAGGGGAGAUAGAGGUGGAUCUAGUGAUGGAAGUGGAUCUAGUGUUAGAGGCAGAUCUAGAAGCGUAAGUAGAUCCAGUAGUAGAGGUAAAUCCAGGAGUAUAAGCAGAUCGAGGAGUAAAAGCAGAUCAAGGGGUAUAGGCAGAACAAGGAGUAGAAGCAGAUCAAGGAGUAGAAGCAGAUCCAGGAGUGAGAGCAAAUCAAGAAUUACAUCUCAAGAAGAAAGUAUGCUCACUUUCGAUGGAUUUAAAUUUCCUCAGUUAACUAUUUUUGAUACCCAUCAACAAAAAAAACCUCUUACUGAAUCAAAGUUUAUGAAAUACUUUAAAUCUGGUCAAGACAAAAAAUUAACGGAUGGUACUUAUUUAAGUUUUCAAAAAAAGUAUUCAGAUUAUGAGCAACAAUUGUCUGAAUUUUCCACUAUUAAUAGUGAAUCCGAUAAAGAAGAAGUUAUCAUUACAUUAGAGCAAUGCGGUGUUACAAUUCAAAAGUUACAUUUAGAAAUUGCUCCAUCUGUAUCUGGAGCUGAAUUUUUGUACAUUAAAUUAUUACAAAAAUCUUUUGUUAAAUUAUUUGUCAGAUUUUUAUUAUUACUUCAGGAAAAAGGAAGAUAG
Molecule: messenger RNA, 2850 nt
Organism: Cryptosporidium ubiquitum
Lineage: Eukaryota; Apicomplexa; Conoidasida; Eucoccidiorida; Cryptosporidiidae
Exons: 1
Coding region: 1-2850 (949 amino acids)
Source: RefSeq, a predicted model, not a curated record